Molecule: messenger RNA, 1708 nt
Organism: Phragmites australis (common reed)
Lineage: Eukaryota; Viridiplantae; Streptophyta; Magnoliopsida; Poales; Poaceae
Product: WAT1-related protein At5g07050-like
Exons: 5
Coding region: 167-1357 (396 amino acids)
Cellular component (GO): plasma membrane
Molecular function (GO): transmembrane transporter activity
Source: RefSeq, a predicted model, not a curated record
GAACUGUCCAAGAUGCCCCUGCCGCGAGCAGUACAAAUAGAGCAGUGCACCCUGCACAUCUCCUUCAGCUCAAGGCCUUGUCUUGCUCCUUGAGUUCUCCAGCCCCAAGCUACCCGGCCAUUUGCUGAUCACCAAGCUUGCAGCUUGUUAUCCCUAGUCAUUCACCAUGGGCUGCUACGGUGAUUUCUUCGAGACGGCCAAGCCUUACAUCGCCAUGAUCUCCCUGCAGUUCGGCUACGCCGGCAUGAACGUCAUCACUAAGGUCUCCCUCAACCACGGCAUGAGCCACUACGUGCUCGUCGUCUACCGCCAUGCCUUCGCCACCAUCUCCAUUGCUCCGUUCGCUCUGAUCCUCGAGAGGAAGGUGAGGCCCAAGAUGACAUGGUCGGUCUUCCUCCAGAUCUUCGUGCUGGCACUACUAGGGCCUGUCAUUGACCAGAACUUCUACUACGUCGGUCUGAAGUUCACAGGCCCAACCUUCGCGUGCGCCAUGAGCAACAUCCUUCCCGCCAUGACCUUCGUGAUGGCCGUGAUUUUCAGGAUGGAGAAGUUGGACCUGAAGAAGGUGAGGUGCCAGGCGAAGGUGGCCGGCACGCUGGUGACGGUGGCCGGCGCGAUGAUGAUGACGCUGUACAAGGGCCCGCUGAUGCAGAUGGCGUGGACGAGCUACGUGCAGCCGCACGGCCACGGCGGGGAGGCGCCGGUCGCCGCCAUCGACCCCAGCGGCAAGGAGGGGUUCCUGGGCUCGCUCUUCGUCAUCAUCGCCACCUUGGCCUGGGCCUCGCUCUUCAUCCUGCAGACGCACACCCUGAAGCACUACGCGGCGCCGCUCUCCCUCACCACCCUCAUCUGCUUCGUCGGCACACUGCAGGCCAUCGUCGUCACCUUCGCCAUGGAGCACCGCCCCUCCGCCUGGACCAUCGGCUUCGACAUGAACCUCCUCGCCGCCGCAUACGCAGGCAUUGUGACGUCGAGCAUAGCGUACUACGUGCAAGGCCUGGUGAUCCAGAAGACCGGGCCGGUGUUCGCGUCGGCGUUCAGCCCCCUGAUGAUGAUCAUCGUGGCCGUCAUGGGCUCCUUCAUCCUCGCCGAGAAGAUAUUCCUCGGCGGCGUCCUCGGGGCCGUCCUGAUCGUGAUCGGGCUCUACUCCGUGCUCUGGGGCAAGCACAAGGAGACCCAGGAGAAAGACGACGAGGCCUUGGAGCUGCCCGUGGCGUCCAAGACGAGCGGAGUUUACGAUGACGCCACGUUCGUCAAGGAGAUCGCCGCCGCCUGCGCUGUUGGAGAUGACUCGGAGUGCAAGAAGGCAAAUGGGGUGAAGCCAUCCUCCGAUGGACACGGAGCUAGUGCAGUUUGAUGCAGUCUGCAACUCCAAGUGUUCAGCUGAGCGCGGCUAGCUGGGUGGAAGAGGCGUUGUCCAAGUGCUAACCGUAUUCUCAUGUGCGUGUGCGUGUGGGUGUGUCCCUGCAAUGAUCGUGUUUACUGACGUUGCGUGCAUUAGGGUCGGAUGAUUGAGAGAGGCUGCAACUGCACUGCAGAGUGGGAGGAGUGGAAUAAUUUUGUUCUGUGCCCUUUAAAUUUUGCUAUCCAUUUUGUAAUCUGAUGGAUCUAGCUACUAGUAUAUUUAACCUGUAUUUUCUUCUCAUUUUGUUUUGGGAGAAAAAAUGUCGUGUUCUGUCAUUUAUGCCAUGAACAUUGUAUUCAUUUA